Molecule: messenger RNA, 2130 nt
Organism: Cladophialophora immunda
Lineage: Eukaryota; Fungi; Ascomycota; Eurotiomycetes; Chaetothyriales; Herpotrichiellaceae
Exons: 2
Coding region: 278-1171 (297 amino acids)
Biological process (GO): cellular response to oxidative stress
Cellular component (GO): fungal-type vacuole; cis-Golgi network; cytoplasm
Molecular function (GO): glutathione disulfide oxidoreductase activity
Source: RefSeq, a predicted model, not a curated record
ACAAUAAUAAUACAAACUCUCCUUGUCGCGCAGUAUUUUCUCCCUUCCUACUUGCCUCUACUUCUUGCCUGUUGAUCUCUCCGUCUGUCUCGAAAGAAGGACUUCGGCAGAGGCGACGCUUUACAGCAUCGGUGAAUGACAGAAGAUUGCGCAUAUUACUAAAGUGGUGAUUGAGGGGCUGUCAAGAAUCCGAACACAUAUUCAUCGCCUGUCCCUGCAUGUUCCUGCGCGCGAAGAUUCCUAGCGUUGAAUCAAGUCUCUGAACACAAUCCUCAAAAUGUCGUCCAUGCGACGCAGCCAGGCCGUGGCCCUCACUGUUGGCAUUCUCAUGAUCUACUUCCUCUUCUUUUCAGGCUCUGGUACGAGCACAGACUUCCGCAAAACCACCGAAGCCUCCUUAUCGCGCCGUCGGGGCAUCUUGAGAGGCGCGCUCUCGGACAAAGAAUUGACUGCGCAAACGAAUCGCGAGUUGCAGAUGAUCCUGGACAAGCAGAAGGAACAACGACAACGGGAGGAAGACCAAAGGAUAUUUGACGCAUCGCCCGUUCAAGGCAAUCACCCAUAUACCUCGACCAUCAGUUUUGACGACGACGAGGUCAGCAUUGGCGGGAGGAAGACCAUGCUGAAAGAGAAGCCGAAAUACCCUGUUGAUACAGCCAAAGCUGCAGGCGCUACGGAUGUCACUGCGGAUGGAAAGGGUGAGGAAACCGCGUAUAACGGCAACAAGGUCGAAAAAGCAAAGGACGACGGAGAGGAUAUGGCACGGCAAGAACUCCAAAGUAUCUUGAAGAAGAGUCCGAUUAUCAUAUUCUCCAAAUCCUACUGUCCCUAUUCAAAACGGGCCAAAGCUCUCCUUUUGGAGACGUACAACAUCACGCCAGCCCCUUACGUGGUGGAACUCGACCUUAUGACCACUCCCGUUCCCAAGUCUCACGAUGCUGAUGAAGAUGACGAUGGGCCAGCUCCCACGCUAGGCCGCAAGUUACAAGACCUCUUGGCCACACUGACGGGUCGACGGACCGUGCCAAAUAUCAUGAUCAACGCGCAAAGUCUAGGCGGGAGCGAUGACGUUGCUAAAAUGCAUAUGGAGGGCACACUGGAGGACGAGAUCAGAAAGAUGGGCGGAAAGAGGAUAGUCAGCAUCGAAAAGAAGCACAAAGACGGGGAAUGAUGGACAAGGGGAGCUGUGAUGUUUUGAUGAAGUCCGGAAACGAUUUUGCGCAUCCAAGAGGCACUAACUGUCCAUUUCCUGCGAAGCCCUUGGUGCCACCCCUAUCCCUGUGCGAUCAUGUCGUGUCACAUCUGUCAAUGGGUUGUGACACUCGAGCAGCUCAUGGUCUCAGAUGACAGCUGAGAAGAUGGUGCCGCAACGCCAGCGAGCUGUGCCCCCAGAAAUCGCAGCACAGAAAUUCUGCUCCACAGUAUGCACUGUUUCCAGUCUGCCAGGAUUGCAAGGGCAGGAGCCCAACAUCCUCAAGCUGGCGCAUGACGCAACGACGCAACGCAGACGAGAUGGCAGGUUCUUCCUAUAUGUCAAAGUCAUAGCCCUCGUUGCCGAGCGAGGCAGUGACGGCAGACUUUUGUCAUCGAAGCGCGAAUCGAGCGACCCGCGAGAUUGUGUGAGCUUCUACGAUUAGCAGGACGCGCAAGUCCAGGGAGGUAGCAACCCUGGCAAGGAAACACAAAGAAAAGGCUUCAGACAGCUGAGCGGAGAGAAUCUAUGGGCUUUUGGAGCUUUUGCUCUUCGAGAGUCUAGCUGCCCCAGCAGAAGACUCGCUACAUCCUCGAUUGAACCACAGUAUCCCUGGGUUUCAGCCUGGCCAAAGGCCGUCUCAACGAAGGAUUCGGGGCGACAAAGGUCGACACAAGUACUCUGCUUGGACACUGGUCCGUCAUCAAGCACAAACAUGGGCCAUUGCGCGGGCUACAAAGGGUGCCGAUGACAUGAGCAUGGUAGGCACUGGUAUUAUACGACAUGAUUACUUACGAGGAUAUCGAUGAAAUUACCCAAACUACCAAGCAACGUUUCUGUUCAAGACUUUCUUUAACGCAGCCCGGCGAGCGGGAUGCAAUAGUACUAUUCAUAAGCACCUAACAAGUACAUAUGUAGGUCUGUCAAGAUAUUGUCAG